GAGAGUCUAAGGGAACGUUCUCAACGGAGACCGCAUGGAGGCUUGGGGUGUCUGAGGCGGCGGCGGCGGCGACCACGAACUGGGAUUGCGGUGGGCGUGUCAAUCGGCGGUCGUCUUUCUCAUAUAGGGUGGUUGCGCGGGUUGUCGUGUAGUUGAGUGCGUGACUUUGCGGUGUUGACGGUGCCUUCGUGAGUCGGGGAAGCGAGCUGUCUUACCGAAGGGAAAAGGAGAGUUGGAAAAGGAGAAGAGAAGGAGAGUUGGAAGAGGAGAGUUAGAAAAGGAGAGUUGAAGAUAGUGUGUUGUUCCUUCUCUCUCUCAAGUUCUCUCUUUUGCACAGUGACUUUGUUAAAAAUGAAUAACAUGAGCAACGUUAGUUUGGACCGAAACGUCCUUCACGAAUAUAAUUAUUAUGAUUACCACAAUCAAAUGGCGCCGUAUCACGUGACCGGCUAUGAGUAUUCGUCAUAUCCUCCAGUAGAUCCCGGGUUUUACGACGGGCGUGAGUGCCGCGAGUGUGCCAACUGCGGUGCCUCCCGGACCCCCCUGUGGCGGAGGGACGCCAAGACCGGGCACUACCUGUGCAAUGCCUGCGCCCUCUACACUCGCACCAACGGCAUCAACCGCCCCAUGACCAAGAUGCCCGCGCGGAGGCAUUCCGGCAACAGGCGGCUCGGGCAAGUGUGCACCAACUGCCACACGACCGUGACCUCCCUCUGGCGUCGGAACAGCAACGGCGACCCCGUGUGCAACGCCUGUGGCCUCUACUACAAGCUGCACAACAUCAACCGGCCGCUGACCAUGAAGAAGGAGAGCAUCCAGACCCGGAAAAGAAAGCCCAAGAAGUCGAGUGACAGCAAGAGUUCCUCCACCUCGUCCUCGAUCCCUUCUUCGGCCACUUCUUCAGGCACAAGCACGCUGACCACGUCCUCCUCCAGCACCGCCACCACCACGCCCUCGGCCUCCAAGUAUCAGACUUCUUCGGUGUCGACAGAUCCAAGAGUGAGCUCCUACUCGACCCCCUCUCACGCUUCCCUUUGGCCCGCAGUGAAGACGGAGCCCUCGAGCGCCUCCUACACCAUGUACGGCACCUCCGCCUACGGGUCCCAGAGCACCUCCCCGUCGGGCACGUCCUCCUCCUCCACCCACCUGCUUCCGUCGCUCCUCCCGCCCUACUCCUUCCCCAGCCUCAAGCCCGCCCCGCCCUCCACCCUCCAGUACGGGGUCAAGGACGAGCCCUCCUCCCCGGGGACUGGAGGCGCAGCAGGAGAUAUCGGGGCAGGAGGAGGAGGAGGAGGAGGAGGGAGUCUCCACCACGCCCACGCCGCCCAUUCCGUCGCGCACGGGGCCGCCCACGCAUCGUCCAACGGCCUGGCGACGUCCCCGCGCGACCCCUUGGCUGGGGUCACCGCCUCGUCGGCCAGCCACAUGACCCCGUCGCACCUGCCCGUGUCCACGUCGGCAGGGACCCCACACCUCGGCUCCCCGGGGUCCGUGGCGCCCCACUACUCCGCCAACAUGAUGCUGCCCCACAUCGUCUCCUCCGCCUGCCUGGGGUCGACCUCUGUGCAGGGCCACUCCCCCCCCGUCACCCCCACCACCCCGCACACGCUGGAACACCUGUCGUGGAAGGCCAAGUGAGAGACACCCAGGGAGGACGAAUGUAAAAUAACAAGAGAGAGAGAGACAAAGAAAAAAAAAAUCUAAGGCAAAAAAAGAAAAAGAGUUGUAUAGGUAUUAAUGUACAUAGGAAGUUUUCUUUUAGUAUGGAAGACAUGUAUACUCUGUUGAAUACGUGUGUACAGAUGUGUGUUUUUUUCGUAAUAGCUUUUAAGGCGCUUUUUGUAUGUCGUGACUUAGCUUAAGAUGGUUCUAGGCACACCAAAGAUAGAAGGUAGACCAAGUGUGCCAAAGAUACUAGGUUUAGCAGGAGUGCCGGCGGUUGGAGUGCCAAAGGGGUCAUCGACAUGCCAGAGGACUUCAACCUGAGGGCGAUCUCCAUGGACGGGGCUAAAAUGGCUAGUCGUUUUGCGCGGUUCCUCUCGUGUCCCAUUUUCUUUGUUAUUCGUUUUCCUUUCUCGUGUUUCUUUUCUUCUGCUUUUAAAAUCAGUGUUAGUUUGUUGUUUGUUCGUCUUUUUUCCAUCUUCUAAUCUGCUGUUCCUCGCUCUUUCACGCACGUAGCAGUCUUCAUCCUUCAUCAGGCAUUCCACUUGUUUUGGUUUGUUUACCAAGGAGAACGAUCACCUUAUGGACGACGGCUAAAAUGGAUGCUGAUUUCCAGUCGUCUUUCGGUUCUCUUAGUAUACGUUUUAGUGUUAGCUAGUUUGUUAGACUUUAGAUUCUCUUUUUUUUCACUUUUAUCUGUUUAAAGAAUUAAAUCGAAAAAAACAACAUACUCUUUUAUUAAUUGGGUAUGUUACCUCGCCUGAAUAGUACUCACAGCUGAUUAUCAAAUCCCUAUUUUCAAAUCCGUCGAAUCGGGGGAAUUAUGAACUUAAGUGAUCACAUGAUUAUGUAAAAUAAGGGGAAAUAAUUUAUCCUGUUUCGUUGUGGAUCGAAAAGGGUUCUGUAAACUGUAUUGUGUGUCCGUCUCUUUGAACGUUUGUUUUGUAAACGUUUUUUUUUCCUCUUAAUUUGUAAAACGUUUUUUCCUCUUGUUUUCUCUCAGACACAAACAGACAGAUAUGAAAAAAAAAUGAUAAGCUCUUGUAAAUACGGCAAGAGAGUUCAGGCGAAACUAUUUUUCAAUGUAUGAAAAUAAAGAAAGACAUUCAUUUAUACGUGUGUUUUUUCUUUCUUUUUCUUUUGUUUUACUGCACUCAAUUCGUGUAUUUUUUGGAAUGUGUGUACAAUAGCAAUAAUUAGUGUUAUGGAAUAUAAAUAUUUCUGUCAUCAGUGUCUGUAAAUAAACGAACGUUAUUAUUAAUAGAAACAUUUGAUUUAUUUGGUUAUUAUAAUACCAAUUUGGUCAGUUAUACUUGAUUUUUAUGAUUGUUACUAUUAUCAUUAUUCACAUCAUAAUCACCAUCAUAUUAUUA
Molecule: messenger RNA, 3035 nt
Organism: Penaeus vannamei (Pacific white shrimp)
Lineage: Eukaryota; Metazoa; Arthropoda; Malacostraca; Decapoda; Penaeidae
Source: RefSeq, a predicted model, not a curated record